GUGGGAGGAUUGCGUGGGUUAGUUGCGUGGCCAUAAAAUACUGUGUCAAUUUGCUUUCUUGUUUAAAGUUAUCCAAAUGAAUUGCUAGUAAAUUAAAUGGACACUAAUUAAUAAUUUCGUAGAGCAAUUAAAAUUGCCUUAUCCUAUAAAUAUUUUAUUCUUUUCAUCGUCUGUGCGAGAAUCGCGUUUAUAAGCCCUGCAAUCUGCAACUAUUGCGAUUUGUUGUCAUUUUUAAUGACAUUGACAUAUUGACAAAAUCAAACGAAAAAAAUCGCGACCAAUGUAAAGUAUUGUUGUGUUGUAAAUAAUCAAAACAAACAAGUAUAUCCAAGUGUCUAUAAUAUUGUAUUUAUUUUAUUAGCAGUUUACCGUAUUUGAAUAUAAUUUGUGUGGAUAUUGUUUGUGAAUUUAUUGAGUAAUGCCAGUGGGUCGGAAACGUUGGAACCUACAUGAUGGACCACAAGGAUCUUUGAGAAGACUAAGGAACCAACUUGCUGAAGAUGGUUGCGCUGAGUCACAGGUUGUCCUUGCUAAACAACUUUUGGAAGAAAAAUGUGAGUUAGAAGCAGACAAAAUAUCUAACUUCAAACAAGCUCUGGAAUGGCUGAUCUGUGCCACUGAGCAAGCGCACCCUGAAGCAAGGAGAAUGCUGAGGCGGUGUAUUCGGAGUGGUGUGAUAGACGAGGACAGCGCAGCUAUAGUUCGUGCGAAGUCUUGCCUGGCAGCCAGUCGCCAGGAGACGGUUGCGAGGAAAGCUGCCAGAGACCUCUUCGCCAGCCUGUCGAACGGCGAGCAAUACAUAACUACGGCUCAAUUGGAGCGCCGUAUACGCGAGAUAUGUAACACUACGCUCCGGAAGGAACCAGAAGAUAGUGAUUCGCCCGAUGAUGACACACCAGAAGAAGCGCGGGCUUUGGAUGACGGGCAAGCCUUGCAGCCGUCGAACUUGCAGGCAGGCGACCAAAUACACAGCAAUGGAACUAUGCGAACCGCUGACCCGCCCGAACAAGAGUACCCAGAAAGAUGUGUGCCCAGUGAAGAGAUACGGAACCUAACUGUCGAUAACUUAGUAUCGGCCGCCGUCGACUACUGCCAAGGAGAACUACCCUUAGUCACCUAUGAACUGACUCUAACCGACCCUAGUAUUAAGGCUUUAGACCACAUACCGAUGCUACACCAGGCGUUCUUACACCCCAUCGUCUUUUUACAAGUCUUGUAUCUCAAGUUACUGUAUUAUUUCGGAAGCUUUAACUUUAGGCUGUCAAAUGUCGAGCUAUCUUUGCUCCUCAUAGCGUAUCUAUCCGUCAGCUCGGAUAGUCUCUAUCAUUUAGUUCCACUAGCGAUGUACUACGCGAGUUUUGUCGCAAUGGUCAUCUGUACAUUCAAAAUGUUACACGCUAAAAGGCAAUUCAUCGACUUUAGAAAGUGGUCGGGACUGUUCCUCAGGUAUAGCGACGGUAAUCUGCAACCAGACGAGUCGGAAAAUCUGUUCGUUCGAAACAAUCUUGGUCCCUUUGUUCAGUUCUUUUCUGCAUUAUUUAUUAAUCUAUUUUUAUAUCCCUUUAUAGCGACUCAAUGGGUACCCUUUUCCGAAUUCUGUGUCUUGUCAUUUUUCCUAAUGUUCCUUACGUUGAUAUCGUUUGGAACUUCUAUUCAAGGCGGCAGUCCGUAUCCAGAUCUGCUCGCCUUCCUAUCAUUCGGUAUCAAUGUAUUAGCAAAGUAUCCGUACGAAAAAGACACCGUUGUUCACCAAGGCUGGAGGUUUCUCGACUUGCAGGUAUCGAAUUACCCGUCUUAUAUAUUGGGUAAUAGCGUCGAGUUUUGCUUGAACUCUCGGGUGUUUUUUUCUUUGUUGAUCCCUGUUAUUUUGGUGGGUAUGGCUAGAAGGAGUGGUUGGCAGGGUUUCUUUAAGUAUGCGUUGCCCCAUUGUGUGACGUUGAGUUGGUUGCAGAUGUUUAUAACCUGUUCUCACGGGUGUACUACGUAUGGGUUGAUACGUGGCACGCUCGCAUUGGUGUGUUCGUUUCUGUUCUUGCCUCUAAUGGGUGUAGUGACGGUGACGCUACCAAUAUUUGCGUUCCUUCAAUACAUUACGAUGUCUCGCGUCCUAUACACGGUCUCUGUCGCGGUCGGUUUGGGGCUAAGUCUUGGGUUUACUUGCCUUCUAGCUAAAUCUGAAACUACUAAGAAGUUCGUUACUCCUUUCCAGCUCAUAAUUGGCGUCAUAACUCUAGUCUACUUAGGCAACCAGUUCGUAAUGAACAUACAAGAUGAUGGGUUACCGUCUAGCCUCAUAGAAUUAAUAGGCGACGAGAAAUCGAGCAUCAAGAACUUACUCAAAAACGAAUUUAUCACUGACUAUGAGGAUAACACGUACCAUAUCAACUGGGACGACUAUUACAACCAAUGUAACAUCCCAUCUUGGUCGGAUUAUAAUACGGCAGCCACGCAAAUCAAAUGCUCUAUACUAGAUGGUGCCAACGUAAACUGGGAGGGUUAUGUCAAAGACGUCCAACUCAAGAACGUUAGAAAUCGAUGGCGAGAUGUCGUCGCCUGGUUGCCUGGCUUCCUGCAAGAAUACUUUAGGUGCUACUACGGAGAGGAAUAUUCGACUUUAUGUCAAGGGGAGGAGAGUUUGCAAUCGGCUAAUGAAUGCGAGUUUGUUAGGAGCGUCGCGCGCCAAAGCGGGAAGAGUUGCCAUUUAAAUAAUUUAAAUGAAUACACAUAUGAAAUAAAACUAGUGAUGGAGGCGAGCGGUGGUAUCCUGAAGCGUCAUACAGAAAUAUCCAUAGUCUUCGAUCAUUGCUUCAGUAAUUUCACAAGAAUGCUACGCGCUGACGACAAGAUCAGAUUCAAAGGCGUACUGUCAAACGAUAAUACACCUUAUAAUAUUGGCACUACGGACAUAAAUAUAAAAGGAUAUGAAAUCAAUUGUCUAGAAUGUAAAGAAGCCCGGGGCACAGUUCGCGCGAAGGCUCCGUCUGUAUCAAAAUUCUCAGAGCUGUUUAAAACUAUAGCUAACGAUUGUGUCGUGUCUACAAAGUAUAUUUUAAACUUUUUGUUAAAUCCAGUCAUUGUUUUUAAAUAAAUGAUUUAUCUAUGUUUUCUAUGCUUUUAAGUUUUUUUUUCUGUUCAGUAUACUACUAUGAUCAGUUUAUCGGCAGUAGAAACUAAAAAUUAAAUAUACUCAAGCGUCCGUCACUUUAAAGUUGUUUAUCCUACGCUCUUUUAUAUAUACUGCUGGUGUUUUUUUUUAAAUAAAAUACUCGUACGGUGAUCAGGAAAACUGACGAAGAGGUUUUAAUUAAAUUAGACUGUAGGAUAAACGAGAUGACUUUAUGAUUGAGUAACUGGUAUAUGGAGCCAUUAGCGUUGUUUUUUUCAUUUUAUCGAACCCUACAUAACUGAAAAAGGGUUUUCAACAAAAUGCUCUCAUUCUAUAGGUAACUGAAUUGCCUUUUAUACGACAUACGUUAUCAAUUAAUAAAAUACUUCUAUCACAAAAUAAUUAAGAAAUGAAAAAGAAAUACCGCUAGUGGUUCCGUUUUUUGCUUCCAAGUGUAUAAUACGGUAAAACAAGGUGAAUAGAAUUCGAGAGGUGAAUAGAUAUAGAAGAGGGGUGAAUAAAUAUUAGAACAUUUUCUCAGUAUUUUUUCAUCCGUCUUCUGUAUCAGUCUGUAUCUAUUCCUGUAUCUAUACCCCAUUCCUGUAUCUAUUCACCCGUCGAGUUCUAUUCACCCAUUACCCCACCAUUGUUUUACGGUACAUAAAAUUACGGCGGAAAAUUAUUAUUAUUCUUCUGUGUUAAAGUUUUUAGACGAUCACGUUUGUUGCGUUAUAUGUCUAUAUAAUAGUGUUCUGAUGCUAAUCGUUGAGUGCCAUUGCAUAAAAAUCGAGGAGAAAAAUAAGUUAAUAGACUUCGAAAUGACAAUUUUUACUGCACCUAUUAAAUCAUUGUUGAAUUGAAUCAAAUUGUUCAUUCUUUUUCAUAUUUUACUUUUAAAAGCAGGGUAGGUAAAUGAAUUCAAUACCUAAUCAAAAUCAACUAUUACUGAAAUGAUGAUUACAAUAUUUUAUUCUUGUUUGUUCAUAGUUUGAACUACGUAUUUCGAGUCAAUCCGAUUGUUUUCGAGCUCGACCGAACGAAUACGGAGUUGAAACUAUUAACGGUAUAUGUUUAUCUCACGAAUGUUAUAGGAAGGUGUUAGUUUUUAAUUUUUUAGAUAUGUAUAUGCAUUUAAAAAUAUUUUAUGAACUCGUUUUAUUGAUAGGAAAUGAAAUGUACCUAUUGUUAUAUUAAUUAAAGUAUUAUCGAGAUUUUAAUGUAAAGAAAUUACUAUAUUUGUGUAUAGACGUGGUAGAUGAUGUGAUGUGUGACAAUAGAGCAUAUAUUUGGAAUGUCAGUGUUUUAAUAAAAAAAAAUCUAA
Molecule: messenger RNA, 4427 nt
Organism: Spodoptera litura
Lineage: Eukaryota; Metazoa; Arthropoda; Insecta; Lepidoptera; Noctuidae
Gene: wfs1
Product: wolframin ER transmembrane glycoprotein wfs1
Biological process (GO): endoplasmic reticulum unfolded protein response; calcium ion homeostasis
Cellular component (GO): endoplasmic reticulum membrane
Molecular function (GO): protein binding
Source: RefSeq, a predicted model, not a curated record